Pseudomassariella vexata is the source of this 1308-nucleotide messenger RNA. Its product is annotated as acyltransferase 3. Lineage: Eukaryota; Fungi; Ascomycota; Sordariomycetes; Amphisphaeriales; Pseudomassariaceae. Bases 1 to 1308 code for a protein of 435 amino acids. Gene Ontology annotation, cellular component: membrane. The transcript has 2 exons. Gene Ontology annotation, molecular function: acyltransferase activity, transferring groups other than amino-acyl groups. The record is from RefSeq and is a predicted model, not a curated record. Gene Ontology annotation, biological process: polysaccharide biosynthetic process.
AUGCGACCCAGUUUCCUCCGGAGCUCCAGGCGAGCGGCGGCGGACAAGCUCCCAUCUGACAAGAAACCGUCAUCCCUAAGCUUGGACAUCAAGUCUACACCGGCGAAGAAGUACUCGACCGAGUACCUCGACGGCGUCCGCGGCGUCGCCUCCCUCAUCGUCUUCAUCCUGCACUGGAGUCACAUCGAGUACCCCGUCGUCAACUCCGGAUGGGGGUACAAGGACCAGCGGUCUUUCUGGCUGCUGCCCUUCGUGCGACUGAUCUACUCAGGCGCCGCCAUGGUGUCGGUGUUUUUCGUCGUGAGCGGCUUCGUGCUCUCGCAUCGGUUUAUUCAGCGGAUGCACUGCCACGAGUAUGAAACACUGUACGCGGGUUUGACGUCGAUUACGUUUCGGCGUGCGAUUAGACUGUUCUUGCCGGCUUUUGUGUCGAGUUUGUUGGCGUUUGUGGCGGCUUGUACCGGAAUUAUCAGUAUACCGAACAGGGUCAAUGGGGCGAGGUUUGAGCAUGGGUUGUCGGCGUAUGUCGAGUUUUUGGACAUGGAGUCGAAUCCGUGGGAUUGGACCGCCCAGCCCUUCGGCUUCUACAACCCCCAACUUUGGUCUAUAGCCGUUGAGUUCCGCGGUUCUAUGGUCGUCUUCCUCCUGCUCGCCGGGCUGGCACGAACCCGGACCCCGGUUCGCCUAGCCGUCGAAUCUCUCAUCGUAGUUCAUUCUUUCGCCCACAAACGCUGGGACGUCGCCCUCUUCAUCGCUGGAAUGAUCAUUGCUGAACUCGAGGUAAUCACCCAAAAGCCCAAGAACCCGCCUAGGCGGAAACUGGUCAACGCCCUGCUCGUACUUACCUUGAUAUUGGGGGUGUUUCUUUCGGGAUACCCGCGGGAUCAUAACACCAAAACGCCGGGUUACAUGUGGAGCAAGUACGUCUGGCCUUACACGGCGUACCGAAGGCGCUUUUGGUUGGCGGUUAGUUCCAUUUUGAUCGUGGGGCCCAUGGCUUUCUUGCCGUCUGUGCAGAACGUCUUUCUUACUCGGCCGGCGAAGUACCUGGGGAAGAUCAGUUUCGCUCUGUAUCUUGUCCAUGGACUGGGCAAUAAAACGAUUGGGAAGUGGUUGAUCCACCUGUGCUGGAACACCAUUGGCAACGAGGAGUUCUGGCCGUUCACGAUCAGUUUUGUUGUCGCCACUGCGUUGUAUUUUCCGAUCGUUAUAUGCGUGUCUGAUAUGUUUUGGAGGGGAGUGGAUGUUCCGUCGACUAAGUUUGCUAGGUGGGUUGAGACGAAGUGUGCUUCUGGGGGUAAGAGUUAG